CAUGACAGUUUGACCUGAAGCGAUGCCAUCCACAGCGGGAACACACGGGCUUGAGUCACCUUCAAGUUGGCGGCAUGAAGUCGGCCACGGCACUAUGUCGCGUGCAGCCUGCUAUAAAGACAGGAAUGGUACCGCAAACUUGCUCGGACUGCCCUUGGUCUCGACCGUGAAGCUCGCUACCCCCAUUGAACGACAGCACUAUCUAGCUGCACUACCAACUGAAUUAUCCUUGGGCCACUACUACUCUCUCAACUUGUGCGUCAGAUCCUCGUAAAGACGGUACGAAGUGCAGAAUGCAUCCACUAGAGAACGAGCCGUCAUGGACCACCAUCACUCGUGACGGAAACACCCUUUACACCAGACCUCUGUUAGCGUCAGAGCUGGUGUCUGAUCAAUUCGGUCGGUGGGCAGACGGGAUUGUUGACAUGGCCUAUGGUCUUAGGCUUCGUACCUCGCUUCCAUUCGACGAAGUAGCGUCUAGACUCCGGUAUGCAAUUGCACACCUGAGAUUCACAAGCCCGCUUAUUGCAUCUGCCCUAGAGGAAGGUAUCCAUGAUCCGCGAUUCCGCUCCUGGGUCUACGCGCCGGUACAAUCCGCCCGGGACGCGCUAGAUUGGGCCGAGGAUGCCGUUGCCGUGCUACCCGACCGCAUGAAUGCAGAUGACCUCGUUUCAAAGGUCGUGAAGACACGAUUACCCUAUGUCCUCCCAAGCGGGCGCGAACUCAUCUUCCGCUGCUUCCUCGCCCGCUUUCCCGCCACUACGCCCGACGGCGUCGAUGGGAAGCUGAAGGAUGACGAAGUGUCCGUCGUGUUUCAUAGCCCGCAUAGCAUCUCGGACGCUCGGUCUACGCUCAAUGCGUUCUCGCUGGUGCUCGAAUGGAUGUCGAAUCCUGCUCACGAGCCUCUCGAGACGCUCGUGUGGGGCACAGAGGCAGAAAACUUGCCCAUAGGCCCUGUGACAGCGACAGGUGGGCCCCGCCCAAACUGGGACACGGAGGGCAUAGCCCUCAUGCAGAAGAUCGCGAGAGAGCAUGCGAACCCAGCGCGCGUGCUCUCCCUCACGCCCCAGCGUAUGGCACUCGGAACCCCCGCUGAAGUUGUGAAGGCCAUCGUGGUGCUGGACGAGGACCAGACGGCGCGGGUCGUCAAGGCCACAAAGGCUGCCGGUUUUACUGUGACGCAUCUCCUCGAAGCUGCGCAUAAACUUGCUAUUCUAUCGUUCAACGACACAACCGACCCUUCAGUACGCGACGCCCGUGUCAUGAACCCUAUGAUACCCAUGGCGCACCAGCGGCGCUACCAAGUACCCCCUCACGAUGGCAAAGGCCACUUCGUUUCCGCCAUCUCGUGGGUCCCGGCCUCUGUCCCCGUCGCGGACAUCCUCUCCGCGGAGCCGGACUCGCCCAAGGGCCGCCUGCUCGCAACUAUGCGCGGCUUCAAGGCUUACUACGACGAGUACCAGCGGAACCCGCAUUUACCGCACGUCUGCGCGGCUUCUACCGUGCUCGCACCGCCUGUCGAGCCCGUCGUAUCGAGCAACCCGUAUUGCGCUGUCAUCUCGAACAUAGGGCUCAUUGAAGACUGGGUGCUGGACGAGUGGUAUCGAGACGAUGCCGCGGAGGCGGAGGGUCCGGUUAUCGAGGCCAUGGGAUUUGCGGUUGGCGAGAGGCUGACCGCCCCAGUCCCGUCUUGCCACGUGUGGACAAUGCGCUCGAAGAUACAUGUGCAGCUCAUGACGAAUGAUCAGUUCGACGAACAGUAUGUGCGCUCGUUCAGAGACGAGAUCUUAAACAUACUUCUACUGAUGGGUUUAGGUUCCAGUCCGUCAGUAGUUCAGUAGAAGUCGUUCGUAUGAUUCGAUGACAGCUCAUGCAUUACCUUGCGACUGCAAGGUCUUGUCGCCGUCAAGAAGUCGAGAGACGCGUGCGCUAUCGGCCGGUGGCUCCUCCUCCCUGCUCCUGCGAGGGUCUGAAUUCGUCUAGUCUCCGUUGCUGACCAAAAAGAGUUACUCAAGGCAACCCCACCGUCUGCAUGCCUUUGCCACACAUCUAAU
Molecule: messenger RNA, 2054 nt
Organism: Rhodofomes roseus
Lineage: Eukaryota; Fungi; Basidiomycota; Agaricomycetes; Polyporales; Fomitopsidaceae
Exons: 9
Coding region: 294-1841 (515 amino acids)
Biological process (GO): mycotoxin biosynthetic process
Molecular function (GO): acetyltransferase activity
Source: RefSeq, a predicted model, not a curated record